AUGGAGAUUCCGGCUUGGAAAUGGGAAGUGAUUAGUAUGGAUUUCAUUACUGGAUUGCCCCAUUAUUAUCGCAAGUUUGAUUCUAUUUGGCUGAUCGUCGAUGAGCUAACCAAAUCAACCCAUUUCUUACCAGUAAAGACUACUUAUACUGCUGAAGAUUGUGCCAAGUUGUACAUCAAAGAGAUUGUGCACCUUCAUGGUGUCCCUAUGUCAAUUAUUUUUUAUAGAGACGCUCAGUUUACGGCAAAUUUCUGGAAACCUUUUCAAAAAAGUCUUGGUACUCAAGUAAAUCUUAGCACGGCUGACGGACAAGCUGAGAAAACUAUUCAGACUUUGAAAGAUAUGCUACCGGCUAUUCAAAAGAUAAAGAUUAUUCAAGAACGUUUACAUACAGCUCAGAGUCGUCAGAAAUCUUAUGCAGAUGUACGACAACGAGAAUUGGAAUUUCAGAAAUGUAUCGGAGAUCCCUCCAGAAUAGUACCUGUCAACGAUAUACAAGUUAUGGAAAGCUUAUCCUAUGAGGAAAAACCGAUUGCCAUUCUUAACAAACAGGUCCAUAGACUUAGAACCAAAGCUGUGGUUUUAGUAAAGGUUCUGUGGAGAACUAAGAACAGGGAAAAGAUGACAUGGGAAGCCGAGGGGGAAAUGAAGUCCAAAUACGCUCACUUAUUCCCUGCUAAAAAUGAUGCUAUCCUAGAAGGAACUUUACAAGAUUCCGCUCUACCAACAAAUGACUUGCAAGGCAUUAAUAGUACCCAAUUUACAGGGGAAACCCUGCCGCAAUUUCCUCUGAAAUGUGCAUAA
Molecule: messenger RNA, 804 nt
Organism: Lycium barbarum (goji berry)
Lineage: Eukaryota; Viridiplantae; Streptophyta; Magnoliopsida; Solanales; Solanaceae
Exons: 5
Coding region: 1-804 (267 amino acids)
Molecular function (GO): nucleic acid binding
Source: RefSeq, a predicted model, not a curated record